Messenger RNA from Aspergillus steynii IBT 23096, 2769 nucleotides. RefSeq lists its product as uncharacterized. The coding region runs from base 205 to 2271 and encodes 688 amino acids. The transcript has 2 exons. Lineage: Eukaryota; Fungi; Ascomycota; Eurotiomycetes; Eurotiales; Aspergillaceae. The record is from RefSeq and is a predicted model, not a curated record.
UUUUCCUCUUAAGCCCCCUUAAUUCCUCAUCCACCCUCGUCCAGCUUCUGCCCAAUUUUCUCUUCGCUGCCAUGCGGUUCUUGGCGUCACCUCCGCCACUUCCUCUGCUUUGUUGACCCGCCGCCCAUCCCUCCUCUUCCUCCGCUCUGUCGCUUCCCUUCUCCCUUCCUCGCCAGCCCUUCGCUCGCACUCGUUCCCUGGGAAAUGGCCAAGGCCGAUAACGCGGUGGAUGACGAAUCCGCCGACAUCCCCCGCGGGCCCGUCGAGGCCCGAUCGCUGUCGGCCAUCACAGGCAUCGCCUCCAACCCCCCCGCAUACCCGCGGAAUCCCACGCAGAAGAAACUGGACCCCCUGGUGCUCUACAUCGUGCGAGUGCCUGGUAGCAAAGAUGUCUUCCUGUCGCCUCUUAAGCCGCCCACCAAGGCCAGUGUUUCCGCCGAGGCCAUCAAUUCCUCGCUGUACUACCUGCACGUCGCCACCCCCGAUGACCAGGCCUUGCUGCACGAGGUCGAACAGGAGCGAGAAGAAAAGGCUCGGCUACGGCGCGAGAUGGGCGAAGAUGCCGACCUGCCCCCUGAAUUGGCGCGAUUGAAUAACGUCCGACGAAAACCGGUUCCUGGUGGUGGUAACAAUGGGGAUGCUACGAAAAAAGAACCUCCCUCUACGCCUCCGUCGCUGCCUGUUCGCCCGCCCAUGCAGUCGCCAUCGCAUUCGACAGCCUCGCUGCAACCGCCUGCUCUGCCGACCCGCCCGUCGCUGUCCCCGCGAUCGUCGGCGGAUUUCGCCGGCGCGGUCCCUCAGCAUCGCCAGGACUUUCUCGACAAUCCGACAGACGAUCCGACGUCCGCUCGCCCGCGCCACCCACUCCCUCCUCUUCCGCAGGACGAAGACGGUUUAGAUGCAUACGAAGAAAACGUCAUGAAGAAGCCUCAGCGAUGGAGUGCGCUCGGGGGGUACAUCUCGCGCGGCCAGGAGAGCUGGAAGGAGAAGUACGAGGCUCUUUCCGCGGGACGUCACAGUCUUGACUCCCGUGACCCUCGAAUGCGACCGACUUCAGCGCACGCCAGCCCUUCAUACACAGGCAUGGGCUCCCCGGGGAGAAGCCCCGGCCAUUCUCCCACCCGCAGGCCGCAGGAGAGCAGGGCACCCGAGCGACCUGGUUUCCACAUCACGCUGAUCCGUCGCGAUCCUACGCAUGGCAGUCAGUGGAACGUCGCGACAAUGUCGACACCCCGGAUGGACGGUGGCGCCAUUGACAUCGAGGUGUUCACCCCCGGUUACAAGCGGUUUGCGCAGAGCGAACCGCUCUCUCUCGCCAGUCUGGGGGUGAAUCUCCCGUCGGAAGCCCGCAACUCCCUCAAUCUUCCUCGGCAGAGCGAGUCUUCCGAGACCGCCAGCAGCGAACCCGCGCAACCGCGUCGGUUCCAGCGGAAGCUGUGCGUAUCCCGGCCGCAUGCGCCGGAAGAGUCGCGAGGGUCGCUGGAUGUCCCUGGGGCUCGCCCGUCCAUCGAAAGUCUCGGCAGACCCAGCAGCCAGGGCGGCGGAGGGGCCUCCAAGCUCAAGAGCGGUUAUUACACCUUCACCUCGCCCUGGAACGGGACCUGCACCUUCUCAACCAGUGUCAACGGUCGCAGUCUCAAAUGCAAGCACAUGAUCCCCAUGCCGGGGUUCCCUCCGUCCGGCGGCGGCAAUGGCGCUCCCGAGAAUCCCGCCGUCACCGUCGCCGAAAUCCGCUUCAACACCCCCUUCCAGGCCAGCCAUCUCCCCCAUAACCCGGGGCCCUCUCACACCUCGCCCUUCUCUCUCAGCCAAACCGCCGGCUUCAAGGACCCCGCUGCCCUAUACGAGCCCGACGGCCCCUCCUCCGUCUUCCCGCCGCCAACCUCCAAGCGCAGCUCCCUGGCGUACUUCUUCAACGCCCACGCGCAAGCCUUCACCAACCGCCCUCGCUCGCGCUCCGGCGCCAGCACCAACUCCAACCAUAACCCGCCACCCCCGUCCACGCCGCCCUUUCCCGCGCGCAAGCCCUCCCUCAGCAGCGCUAGCAGCGUCGACAUCGAUGACCCCUCCGCCGAACCCCGUCGGCCGCUCCGUCGGCCGCCCAGCGAAGACCGACUGGACUUCAGCCUGGCCCGGGAACCCGCGGGUGGAGGCAUGCGCGGCAAGAGCGCGAAACUGGGCAAGCUGGUCAUCGAGGACGAGGGCAUCAAGAUGCUGGACCUUGUCGUCGCAUCUUGCAUGUCGGUAUGGUGGCGGGGAUAUUAUUACUAAGGACUUGUGCUGUCUGUAUUCUGAAACCUGGGUUAAGAUGAGGUGAGGUGUGGGGAUGGAUUAUUUGCAUCAUUUCGCAUUUUUUAGGGAGUUUCUUUGUUUUAUUUUUUUCUGAUUUGAUGGAUUCGUUUUCUUUCUAUUUUCCUUUCCCCGGCUUACUCGCACUUGAUAUCUGUGUGUUUUAUUUUUUUUUUUUGCAUUGAUGUUGUUUUGUUUGUUUUUCACCUGGACUGGACCGACUGGACUAUGGAUGGAUGUCUCAUCUCAUCCUCUCACUCUGAUCUCGUCAGGUUGAGGUAGGGUGAAAUGAUACAGACCCUCACUUGUCCAGUCCCAAAUCCAACCCCAUUGCAUAUGAUUGAUGAUUGACGAUGAUUCCCUCGAGAGCCGGACGGAUGGAUGGAUUUCCUUCUCGAUUUGUUGUUUGCAUGAUACUCGAACUAGAUAGAGCUAGCUACCUACAAUUAUAAAGAAAAGUAGCACGAAAUCAAGCGAAUU